AUGAAGGAAGGAGACGGAGAAGAAUUGUGUUUGUGCUUGAAGCAUGAAGGGAAACAGAAACAGAAGCAGAAGCACAAACAGCAUCGUGUUGUGUUUUGUCGUAUGAUGAGAAAGUCAAAGCGAACUAAAAAAGCGAGUUGUGUGUUGGUGACAGAUUUUCAUGAUGUUUUCCCUGAUUUUCCACCCGACAUUCUAAGAGCUAAGCGUUUAACUAUCGUCAGUCAAUUAUCUUUCAUCGUUCAUUCAUACGGGUCACCCAUAUACAUGAGCGUGUUAAAGUCCAUCAAGCAAGCAAGCAAGCAACCAGCAUGA
Clunio marinus is the source of this 312-nucleotide messenger RNA. The record is from the annotation of a GenBank genome assembly. Lineage: Eukaryota; Metazoa; Arthropoda; Insecta; Diptera; Chironomidae.